Molecule: messenger RNA, 1821 nt
Organism: Coffea eugenioides
Lineage: Eukaryota; Viridiplantae; Streptophyta; Magnoliopsida; Gentianales; Rubiaceae
Exons: 1
Coding region: 1-1821 (606 amino acids)
Source: RefSeq, a predicted model, not a curated record
AUGGAUAGGAGCAUGAUCGAUGCAGCUAGUGGAGGAGCUCUAGUGAACAAGAUGACAGACGAAGCGAAACUACUGAUAUCGAACAUGGCUGAAAAUUCUCAACAAUUAGGGGUCCGAUCUGAGGGCAUGACUAGGAGAGUCAACGAGGUGAAUCAUUCUGACUUGGCAAAUAAGUUGACUGAACUUACGGCUCUGGUUCGUCAGAUGACGGUAGGGCAAGUACAGGCAGUGAAAGUAUGUGGGAUAUGUGCUGCGUCCGAACAUGUGACCGACAUGUGCCCGACCCUUCAAGAUGACCCAUACGAGCAAGCUAGUGCCAUGGGGAGCAUGUCUGGAUCUUCUCAAAGGAGAAAUGACCCCUAUGCGCCCACAUACAACCCAGGGUGGCGGAACCACCCCAAUUUCAGCUAUGCUCCGAAACCUUCAGGUUUUCAACAACCAUUCCAGCAAAGACAACCUGUUCAACAACCACCCACAUCUGAUUCGGGUAUGUCCUUGGAAGACAUGGUUAAAUUACAAGCUGACAGCACUUGUCAAAUGAGGCAGGACCAACAGAGAUUUCAACAGGAGCAACAAAAAUUUCAGCAGGACCAACACAGAAUGCAACAAGAUCACCAGAGGUUUCAACAAGAGACACGCGCAAGCAUUAGGAUCUUGGAGGCACAAAUGUCACAAUUGGCAUCCUCAUUGAGCAGCUUCAAAAAUGGUAAAGAGAAGCUACCGUCUCAAGUAAUCCCCAAUCCGAAAGAGAAUGCAAGUGCAAUGCUUUUACGAAGUGGGAAGGAGGUGCAAUCCUCCCAAUCGGAGGCAACCAGAGAUGGAGAUGGACAAGUGCCCAAGAAACCUACGAAAGAGGAGGUAAACACCCCGCCGCCCAUUCCUAAGACUUUUGACAUAAACCCUCCUUUUCUUGGCAGGUUCGCUAAGGUGAAGAAAGAGGAGUCGGAGAAGGAGAUUUUGGACACCUUCCGGAAAGUGAAAAUCAACAUCCCACUGUUAGAGGCAAUUAAGCAAUUGCCGAAGUAUGCAAGGUUUCUGAAAGGGUUGUACACUAACCGGAACAAGUUGAACCUCCAAGACAAAGUAAGGGUAGGUGAGAACGUGUCGGCGGUCCUCCAAAAGAAGUUGCCACAAAAGUGCAAAGAUCCAGGUAUGUUCACUGUACCAUGUAUCAUAGGCAAAAAAAGGAUAGAGAAGGGUAUGCUUGACCUAGGUGCAUCUAUUAACGUUAUGCCCUUAUCUAUAUUUAAAGUUUUGAACUUAGGACUUCUAAAAGAUACAAGAGUGGUGAUUCAACUAGCAGACAGGUCCAAUGUCUACCCCGAAGGUGUAGUUAAGGAUGUCUUAGUAAAAGUUAAUGAGUUUAUCUUCCCUGCUGAUUUUUACAUCGUUGACAUGAAUGAUGAUAACUCAGUUAACUCGGCCGUACUCAUUCUGGGGAGACCAUUCAUGAGUACUACUAGAACCAAAAUAGAUGUGCAUGAAGGUACGCUGUCUGUAGAGUUUGACGGGGAAAUGAUUACAUUUAAUAUUUUUGAUGCAAUGAAAUACCCGGAUGACACUGAGUCUGUUAACUAUGUUGGUAUUACUAAUUCCAUUGUCCAAGAUCACAUUGAGCAGAAUUUUAUGGAGGACAAGCUGGAAUUCGUGCUACAACAAAGCAAGACGAAUGCAGACGUGGAAAGUGAGGAUAAGGAGGACACUAUAGAAGCCAUUAUGUCACUGCACUCGCUUCCCGCAUUUUCCGACGGGUCAGUAGACUCUUUCCUACUAUUGCCUACUUCUAAUGAAAGAAUUUUACCUUCUAUGGAGCACGCAUGA